GGCGAUUAUUUUUACGUACAAUAAUCAAUAAAAUGGCUGAACCAAAUUAUUUAGAUUUGGUACCAACAGAAUUUUUUAAAACUUUAAUUCCAUCAGAAUAUAGCUUACAAUCAUUAUUUGAAGUCGACUAUAGCAAAUGGGAUUGGAGCCAACUCUUACCAUCAAAUAACUUCAAAUUUGUUGAAGGUGUAACACCAUUUUCAAAUAAAAACUUUAUCUUUUUAUCAAUUUUUGUUUAUCUUUUAACAGUUUUAACAAUUAAGUUUUUAUUUAGUGUAUUAAACAUUAAAGGUUGGAAACUCGGAUUUGUUUCAGGUAUUCAUAAUUUAAUUUUAUGUAUUUGGUCCUUAUUUAUGUGGGUCGGUAUUUCAUAUGACCUUUUUAUUCUCUUCACUACCACUGAACAUGGAAUCAAUGCCUUGUUUUGUUCUCCAAAGUCUAAUCCAAUUACUGGUAGAAUUUUCUAUUGGCACUAUAUUUAUUUUGUUAGUAAAUUUUAUGAAUUUAUUGAUACUUUAAUUAUUGUUUUAAAAAGAAGACAAUUAAUUUUCCUCCACAUUUGGCAUCAUGCAAUUGUUGUUUUAAUUGUUUGGACUUGGUUGCCAUCAGGUGUUGCUUAUGCUUCAGUUGGAAUGUUUGCUAAUACUCUUGUACAUAUCUUUAUGUAUUAUUACUACUUUAGAACUUCAAUUAAUCCAUCUGUUCGUAUUUGGUGGAAAUCAUAUCUUACUUCGGGUCAAUUAUUCCAAUUCACAAUGUCAUUUAUUCUUGCCAUUCCAUUCCUUCUUCAAGAUAUCUCAUUCAAUUCCUCCACAGGUGGUUUCGAUCAUUCAUGCAAAGGUUGGGGACCAUUUGCAUUUACUAUGGUCAAUAAUUUAAUUUUCCUUUUAUUAUUCAUUAACUUUUACCUUAAAACUUAUUUCAAACCAAAAUCAUCAAAGAAAACAGAUUAAAACUAAUAUUGCAGUUUAUAUAUACAACAAAAUAAUAUUUUUUUUUAAAUAAAAUACAAAUAAAAAAAAGAAAAUAAAGUUUUAGUUU
Dictyostelium purpureum is the source of this 1041-nucleotide messenger RNA. RefSeq lists its product as uncharacterized. The transcript is spliced from 4 exons. Gene Ontology annotation, biological process: fatty acid elongation, saturated fatty acid; fatty acid elongation, polyunsaturated fatty acid; fatty acid elongation, monounsaturated fatty acid. Gene Ontology annotation, molecular function: fatty acid elongase activity. The coding region runs from base 33 to 953 and encodes 306 amino acids. NCBI's taxonomy places the organism in Eukaryota, Evosea, Eumycetozoa, Dictyosteliales, Dictyosteliaceae. Gene Ontology annotation, cellular component: endoplasmic reticulum membrane. The record is from RefSeq and is a predicted model, not a curated record.